This is a messenger RNA of Carassius gibelio (silver crucian carp), 722 nucleotides long. RefSeq lists its product as uncharacterized. Bases 1 to 702 code for a protein of 233 amino acids. Lineage: Eukaryota; Metazoa; Chordata; Actinopteri; Cypriniformes; Cyprinidae. The transcript has 4 exons. The record is from RefSeq and is a predicted model, not a curated record.
AUGAUACUGAUCAAAUACCUUCAUAAAUACUUUACAGCACCAGAUGACUUCAGAACAGAUGAUCCAGUGGCAUUGCAACAUCUGAUUGAAGGCCUAUUCUUGGGCAUCCAGCAGAAAAAGAGGGAUCUGUAUCGAGUAACCGACCAUAACAAACAGCGACACAAGAUCCGAAGACGGAUUAGAGAGGAUAAGAAAAAGCUGUUUAAUGCCAUAUCCCAAUACAAUGAUCUUCCAACCACCACAGAAUCUGUAGAUUCAGUUGAAGACCUUCUGGCAGCAGAAAGCCCUAUCUGGCCUUGGGAUUCUGAACCUGACACUUCCUUAGGCAUGAAGAAGAAGGUUUUUGACAGGGUGAUGCAGCUGGAGAGACUGAUUGAGGAAGAGGCUAUACUUUUAGAGGAAAUGAAACAACAUUGGACUCAUCUUACAAGAACCUGCAGGGCCUUGAAGGACCAGGCUAAUGUACUAGCAGAUGACCUGGCCACACAGAGCUACCCUUCAGGACUGUCUGGUCAAGCUUACCAUGGCCUGCACAGUGCUGUCCUCCAAAAAUGUGAGGAGAUCAAAACAGACAUGGUAGCUGUGAAAGAAACCUACUCCCAAAUAGUAGUAAAUGGGAAUGGUGGAUCUGUUGUUGAAGAAGAUGAUGAAGACCCAUAUGAGAAUGUCUCCACAGAUGCCUCUACGGAUGAUGAAUUAUAGAUUCUCUCUUCUCCACUGCA